Molecule: messenger RNA, 177 nt
Organism: Saprolegnia parasitica CBS 223.65
Lineage: Eukaryota; Oomycota; Saprolegniomycetes; Saprolegniales; Saprolegniaceae
Exons: 2
Coding region: 1-177 (58 amino acids)
Source: RefSeq, a predicted model, not a curated record
AUGCGUACCAGAAUCCGAGCACGUUGUCUAACAUCCAUUAUCUAUCUAUCUAUCUAUCUAUCUAUCUAUCUAUCUAUCUACCUACCUACCUACCUACCUACCUACCUACCUACCUACCUACCUACCUACCUACCUACCUACCUACCUACCUACCUACCUAUCCAUCGAUCUCCUUGA